AGACCAGGCCGACUUGUGAGAGCGCAACAAUACAAUUAGUGAGUCAAAAGCAUUAAAUUAUUCGUAGUGUAUGUUUCAUUAUUAAUAAUAAUAAUACAUGAAAAAAUAAUAUUCAAGGUAAUAGAAAAUAUGAUAUUUUCACGCCGUUGUUUUUGUCGCUAUAGUUGCAGCUGUGUAGUUCUCAAUGUGCGCAGUUGGUAUGUUCCACUCAAUAUAAAAUGGAGCUUAAUCGAAUUCCGCUGUUGUGGGCCGAGCACCGACCUGCCAACAACUGAUAGUGGCUGUUAAUAAUCGGCUAGCAUGGGUGAAAGACUUAAACGUCCGAAUAAACAUUUAAUUUGUUCUUUCGCUGAAUGUAAAGCGACGUUUUCCAAGUUGUGGAAGUUUGAAGCACAUUACUGCAGACACACGGGACUGAAGCCCUUUGCUUGUGGAGACUGCGAGAAGAGCUUUUCCACCCGUUACCAGCUCACCCGACAUCAACUGAGCCACAGCGGAGAGAAACCCUACCUUUGCUCAGUCAGCGGGUGUUCAGAUGCAUUUUCAACGCCUGGCACCUUGAGGACCCAUGUUGCUCACGUUCACCACCAAACCGAGAGCUGUUAUGUGUGCAACUAUCAAGACUGUGGAAAGGAGUUCCGUAAGAAGAAGCAACGGAAACUUCACACCUGUGAGCAUACAGAGGAGUUGCCCUUUGAAUGUGACAUUGAGGGAUGCAAUGACAAAUUUGCAUCCUCUAAAGCUCUAAAAGGACACUGGAAGAGGCAUGAAGGUUACCCAUGUGACGAGCAGUACUGUAACUUCAAAGGAAAAACUUGGUCCGAGUAUCAUAAGCACAAAAAGACUGCACACCGAGUAACCCUGCCUUGUGAUCAAUGCAAGAAGAUCUUCCACGGUGCCUGGUUUUUGCAGAAGCACAAAAAGUCGGUUCAUUCUGGGGAGCGGCGUGAGUUCAAAUGCGUUCAAGAAGGCUGUGAAAAGAGCUACACCACAAACUUCAACCUCCAGAACCAUAUUCUGGUCUUCCAUGAAAGGAAGCAUGACUUCACCUGCACUUUUGCAGGCUGUGGUAAAGCCUUUGCUAUGGAGGUAAGUCUGGAGAGACACUUUGUGGUCCAUGACCCUCAGAAGACAAAACCACAGAAGCCAAAAGUCAAGCAGCGUAAGUGUAAGACGACUCCAUCCAAAACGAAGUUGUCGGAUGCUGCUCAACUAUCGAAGCGUCUGCAAAAUGUGUCCUUGAACAAGACCGCUUCAAAUACGCCAUUGCCUUAAAUUUUUUUUUUUUUUUUUUUUUGAUGGAACCGUACCCUUUGUCCCAUACUUAAGUUUUGUUCAGUUUAUCAACUUGACGCAUUCAGUUUGGAUCACUUUUUUUUCAAAAUAAAUGGUCACUUCUGCAA
This is a messenger RNA of Carassius gibelio (silver crucian carp), 1403 nucleotides long. It is a transcript of the gene gtf3ab, whose product is annotated as general transcription factor IIIA, b. Bases 301 to 1275 code for a protein of 324 amino acids. The record is from RefSeq and is a predicted model, not a curated record. The transcript has 9 exons. Lineage: Eukaryota; Metazoa; Chordata; Actinopteri; Cypriniformes; Cyprinidae. Gene Ontology annotation, cellular component: nucleus.